This is a messenger RNA of Medioppia subpectinata, 255 nucleotides long. NCBI's taxonomy places the organism in Eukaryota, Metazoa, Arthropoda, Arachnida, Sarcoptiformes, Oppiidae. The record is from the annotation of a GenBank genome assembly.
ACAGUUCGACCAACAAAUGUGCAAAUCAUAGCAAACAACGAGCCAUUAAUAUCGGGCAGAAAGACGGAUGUGAUGUGUGUGUCGAGUGGAUCGCGACCUAUGGCUCGCAUCACGUGGUAUAUGAAUAAGAAGAAAGUACCGGAAUCGAGAGAGUUUUAUUCGGACGACGGGAAUGUGACCACAAGUCUAAUCACGUUGAGUCCAGUGCCUGAUGAUAAUGGGGGUCAAUUAGUCUGUUCGGCCCAAAACAUUCAC